UCGAGUUUUAUUAAAUUUUUUUUAAUAGCAUUACCAAAAACUAAAUUUAAAAUAAAAUUGUGUACGAGAGUGAGAACGCCGUAAAAAGCUAAAAACAGUGUUGCCAGUGCUCACAUUAAAAUUAACAGCCAGCACCCGCUUACUAGUCAGCCACGAUUUUCCAAGCCAAUUUUCUCCUUCAAUUCAACGGUUCGUUCACAGUGUAUUAGCCGUCGGCAUAACAAACUUCCAGCAACGCACAACUUGUUGCAUAGCAGCUGUAAAGCUUUGCUUGACAGCAGUUCACGUUUCGGUGCCUAAACAGAUUUUAACUUCCCCCACUGCGUCGAGCAGCCGUCGCGAGCUGCUCCCUACAAAUCGUCGUCAUCGAAUUCUCGCCUGUGUACGUUGAACGAAAAGACUUCAAGACGGUUGCCUCACGGUUCGAGUGGAAUGAGCAUAGGGACACUGGUCUUCCUUUCGAUAGAUCGGUUUUCAAGGUCGUUAAACUGAGCCCCAACUUGGAGCCCUACCCCGCCAGCGUGGAGGGCUUGAAUAGCCCUAGAGCGGUGGGGAUGGCCGCCACCUCGUAUAUGACACCGUCCAGCGGUGACCUAGACAUGGCGCUGGGCGGCGGUGGCUAUCACACCUCAUCGCCUCGGUCUGCCGCCGAUGCAGGCGAAAUGAAGUACAUGCAGCAUCAUCAUCAUCAUGCCGCCGCCGCUGCUGCCCACCAUCAGCUUCCAUCAUCUCCCAGCCCGAAUGCAGUCGUAGGCGGCGCGUCCGGAGCGGGUGGCGGUGCCGGCGGGAUGGGUCUUUCUACGACAGGGCUUAGUUCGAUUACACCCACAGGCGGCUUAGGCUCGAAUCCCUGGACCGCUUUACAUCCUUCCGAUCCCUGGGCGUCCAUGACACACCAUACACAUCAUCAUCCCGCAGAUGCGGUGAAGCAGGAAAUGUCACAUUUGUCACAGCAGUCGCGGGUUCAGCAAGGCAUGGCAUCCCCUCAUACAUGGCACGCACCGGUUCAUGCUCCCGCCCACUACGCACCGACGGGCGGUUCACCGUUGCAAUACCACCAUGCAAUGAACGGUAUGUUGCACCAUCCAGCGCAUGCAGCGCAUCACCAAGGUGUGGCACCGCUCCACCAUGCCUUACGCGGCGAGUCGCCACAGCUGCACAUACAUCACCACCUGCAAGGCGAUCGCGACGUGUCGGGCGGUGAAGAAGACACGCCCACUUCAGAUGACUUAGAGGCGUUUGCUAAGCAGUUCAAACAGCGCCGCAUUAAGCUCGGCUUUACACAAGCGGACGUCGGUCUAGCGCUUGGCACCCUGUAUGGCAACGUCUUCUCUCAGACGACAAUUUGCCGCUUCGAGGCUCUACAGUUAAGUUUCAAGAACAUGUGCAAAUUGAAGCCACUUCUACAAAAAUGGCUCGAAGAGGCUGACUCUACAACCGGCUCGCCGACCAGCAUCGACAAGAUCGCGGCGCAGGGACGCAAGCGCAAGAAACGUACCAGCAUUGAGGUGAGUGUAAAGGGCGCGCUUGAGCAACAUUUCCAUAAGCAGCCGAAGCCAUCAGCCCAAGAGAUCACUUCGCUAGCGGACUCGCUGCAGCUAGAGAAGGAGGUUGUGCGGGUGUGGUUCUGCAACCGACGGCAGAAGGAGAAGCGCAUGACUCCGCCGAACACAAUGGGCGGCGAUAUGAUGGACGGCAUGCCACCGGGUCACAUGCAUCCGCACGCCGGCUACCAUCCGCAUCACGAUAUGCACGGCAGUCCGAUGGGCACGCACAGUCACAGCCAUAGCCCGCCCAUGCUUAGCCCACAAAACAUGCAGUCCGCGGGGGGGCAUCAGUUAGCGGCUCACUAGCAAUCAGAAAUCCAGGAGUCGAACUCAGCUGCAGCUGCGUCCACUCCUGCAUCGCUGCAUCAGCAGCAACAACAGCAACAACACCAGCAGCAACAGCACCAGCCACAUAGCCAACAUACGCCAAAUACGCCGUCGUCGUCUGCGGGCUCCUCGGCGACGAUGACGACCAAUGUGCUGUCGCCGCAAUCGCCCAUCGGUGCGGGCCUGGCUGCGAAUAACAAUAAUAACAAUAACAACAACAGUACGAAUAAUAAUAACAACAACAAUAACAACGAUAGUGAUCACUUGGCUCAGGUGAAACAACAGCAGCAACAGCAAGCGUCAUCGAUAGCGGCCGCUGCAGCCGCCGCUAUGUACAUCGAUCCGAUGCGCUACCAGCACCACCAUCCACAUCAACACCCGCACCUCAAUCCCGCGCACCAUCCGCACCUCUUUCACACCAGCGAUCAGCAGCACCCAGCGCUGCAACAUCCCGCCGCCCAUCACCAACAUCUGCAACAGCCGCAAACAUCACCCGGCGCAGGCAGCAGUAGCGGCGCCUUGCAAGCGCCAUCCUCAUCGCCCUCCUCCGCGUCCUCCGUGCUGGGUGUGGGCAGUGCGGCGGGCAUGCAUCACCUCAACCUAAACCCGCAUUCGCUACACCAGCAUCAUCAUCAUCACCAGCAACAGCAUCACCAUCAGCAGCAACAACAACAGCUACAUGCCCGCCGGCUCUUCGAAUGGAGUUUACAAUUCGGUGCCGCGGCACCAAGCGUAAGGCACUUCAACUCCUUCGGCGGAAGCGGUGAAUAGCACACGUCCGCCGCAGCGGCAGCGUCGGCCGCCUGGUUCGGGUAUGAGUCGUCUUAAGCGAAGCGCGUAAGAUGAAAAUCAGCCAGGAACUAGGCGCUGCGCUUUGAAACGUUGCGGCGUAUAGGGAAACCAAAUGACAGCGGUAAGGCAGAAGAGCGGUCUCACCACGCGUGCAGUUAAGGUCUGAAUUUGUUAUUGAAAAAGGACCAUAUGACCCAACGAUCGAGUCAUAGAAUCAAACGCCAAACGGGAGCAAACGAAUCGCUCAGAGGGCAGUGGGCCAGUUAAAUAGACUUGUUAAUAAGUAUGUGGACGGUUGUACGCCAUUUGCCAGAGCUAUACCAGUGCAUUAAUCUGUGUUAACUUAAAAUUAUUAAGUAAAUGAAGUAAAUAAAAAAAUGAAGUAACAACCGAAUAAAAAGUAGCAGUAGUCUUUAAUAGAAAGAAUUUUACACAGUUGAUGUAUGGAAGUACUAAAUAACGAUCUACUUAAGCUCUCCUUGUAGACAACAAAAACAACAACAACAUCUUGAAUUAAAUGUAUAAUCGAAGCAAAAAAUAAAACGCAAAAAACAAAAAAAAAACAAACUCGAAAGUUUCUAAAACUUGCAAAUAUUAAUGCAAUUAAAAUCAAACAAGAAACUAAGUGAUGUUUUUAAGAAAAACAAAUUAAAAUAAAAUAGAGUUUUGCAUUUAGGAUAAGCAAAUGUGAAAAAUGGCAAAAAAUUGUAAGCAUCUGAAUUAAAUGUUAAAAAAUGCAUGCAAUAAUUUAUAGUUUAAUGAAUGUAAAUGUUAAUUGUAAAUUUUUGCAAAACGAGCGCAACGGUGGGUAAUCGCAUAGAACAAAACCAACAACAACAACAACAUCAAGACAUUCUUAAUUAAAAACAUAACUUCACACUGUAAAAAAACAUUUAAAAAUACCAAAUAAUUCAGUUUAAUUUCAUAAAUUGCGCUGAAACAACGUCGAAAGCCACCUAAUUGCAAA
Messenger RNA from Rhagoletis pomonella (apple maggot), 3633 nucleotides. Its product is annotated as POU domain protein CF1A-like. The record is from RefSeq and is a predicted model, not a curated record. Gene Ontology annotation, molecular function: DNA-binding transcription factor activity, RNA polymerase II-specific; RNA polymerase II cis-regulatory region sequence-specific DNA binding. The transcript has a single exon. Lineage: Eukaryota; Metazoa; Arthropoda; Insecta; Diptera; Tephritidae. Gene Ontology annotation, biological process: regulation of transcription by RNA polymerase II.